AUGUUCACAGGUGGCACAGCACAGCAAAUCUUUGUCCAUUAUGGCGGGGCAUCGCGGCAUUGGGGUCGAAAUUUUUCGAGCUUCGUUUCAGAUUCUGUCGAGAUGCCUUAUGUUAUGCCUGGUAUACUUGUAUGCGAGGCUGCGAGUGUUGGGAAAGGCGUGACAAUACUUACGACUGCGUUAGAGAAUACAAAAUCUUGGAUUGGUUCGUCAACUGCACAGUCAAAUUGUGGCCCAACCACUGAAAAUAACGAACGAAUGGACGAACUGUGGCUGGAAUACGGCGCGGAUGUCCGUCUAGCUUGCACUGGGCAAGUGCCUAUGUUUUACAUUUUACAUAGGUUAGAUGUGAAAAGUGAAUUUUACGAUCAUGUAAAUGUUCAGUGGGUGCAAAAAGAUGUUCGCGAUAGUGGAGUCUCGAGUCCCUCGACGAGGAAAAAUAGGAUCAUUGGCUUGACUCGAGUCGACCAAAAAUGGGAAGUAACGGGUGAUUAUGCAGCUACCGUUUUAGCCGAUGGAGUCAAUGAUGUACAGCUACGCUCUAGUCUCCGGAGCAGAAGAGUGGGGCUGUCAACUCAAAUCACGAAAAUGAUUUUGUACAUUCUGCAAGGAUCAUAA
Sclerotinia sclerotiorum 1980 UF-70 is the source of this 618-nucleotide messenger RNA. RefSeq lists its product with no specific name. The record is from RefSeq and is a predicted model, not a curated record. NCBI's taxonomy places the organism in Eukaryota, Fungi, Ascomycota, Leotiomycetes, Helotiales, Sclerotiniaceae. The transcript is spliced from 6 exons. The coding region runs from base 1 to 618 and encodes 205 amino acids.